AUGACCAUAGAUACCACAUCAACAGUUGUAGCUAAUGAUAACGUACUAGGCUUGCAAAAGACGCCGUGUGAUGACACUUUAUCAACCUCACCAACGACAGAAGCUGCCAAUAUGUCUGCAUCCAAUACUGCUUCAUCAUCAAGGAGAAACUCCACCAUGAAACGAAGGAAGAGAGAUAGUAGUAGCUCACAACAUUUCAACCGAGUAUCGCAUCAUUACAACAAGUGUUUUCAGAAUUACUAUCAUUCAAGUAAUUUUUUAAAGCCAAAUCCCAUCUACAUUCCCAACAUCAACACAUCGGUGAAUCACUGGCAACUUCGUAAUCUAACCAAGUACAACAGGCAUGAUGAUGUUUUGUACUAUACAAAGGAAGAUUCAGUACACUUGUAUGAUUUAUCACAAGCAUUUACGAAAAAAGUUUUGAAAUUAAACUAUUUCCCUCGUUGUUUUGACAACCACGAGGGUUUAAUAGCCACUGGUGGGUUAUUAACCAGUUCUUCCAAAUUGUUUUCGUUAGAUUUGGAUAAUUUAACCUCAAAAGACUUUAGUGCUUCCUCAAGAGCAGUUGCAAAGGGGUUAUUUUCGUUUUAUAAUCCUGAAUUAUCUAUCUUGCACACGGUGAAACUAGGUGAAAUGAUUAAUAAUGAUGUAUCAUUAAACAAAGUUGGGAAUCAACAAUAUCAAGCACUUUUAUGUAAUAAUGAUGCUAAUUUGUAUUGUGUUGAUAUUAACAAUAACUCCAGUUUGAAUAUGACAAACAAGAUUAAUUGUGAAAACUAUACUUGUCUUAAUUCAAGUGUCAAGAAUCCAAGAAAUAACUUGAUUACAGCUGUUGGUGACUCAUCACUGAUUUUCAUUAUUGAUCCAAAUUCAGGCUCACCAAUUGUGAAAACUAUUGAUUCUCAAUACGACGGUGGGUUUGGUAUUUCGUAUCAUCCUAAUGGGUACUUGUUUUCCGCUGUUUUCCAAGAUGGUGUGUGUCAGUUGUAUGAUUUGAGAAAUUUGAAUGCUCCAUUGAAGCAAUUCAACUCAACACGUAAAAAACAUCAACUGGGAGCUUUUAGAGUUUGCAAAAUUUCCCAACAAAAUGAUUUUAAUGAUUUAUUAAUUAUCGCAGAACAUGUUGGUCGAGUUCAUUUAAUUGAUUUAAAAACAUUUGAUCGACAAGUUAUUGUUGUUCCUGCUGCGUUGGAUCAAUUUGCCAACUACAAAGAAUCAUUAAUGAAAAAAGAUGAAGAUAAAAUGAGGCACACGGAGGAUGAAUUUGAUGAUGAGGAGCUUGAAGCUAAAUCACCAUUGAAUAUUUAUUCAGAAAACUUGUCCUUUACAGCACCAUUGGUGUAUGAUUAUGAUUACUUGACCAAUGUCAACUCCAGAUUAUUCAAUGAUGUUAGUUAUGUGCCACCCAUGAACCCACCUGAUUUGCAUGGUGAAGCGUUGAAAUUGAAUACUCCUGACUGGUCAAGAAGUAACAGUCUUGUGUUGAAUGAGACAUCACCACAACAAGAUUGUCCAACAUCAACGGCUUCUCCACGCACUAGUAUUCAUCAUCCAAAUCAAAAUUACCGUCGAUUCUCAUCUAAUCCCCCGCCACCAAUUUCAUCAUCAACAUCACGUCCUUCUGUGUCUUAUGACGUUGACAUCGAUUCACAAUUGAAUGAGAUCUAUCUCAACUACAACCACACUAACUCAAGAAGAAAUACAACUACGGCAACUUUAGCUAAUGCUUCAACAGCGUCAUCACCUUCAAUAUCAUCAGCAACACCCCUCUCUACAAGUUCCUCCUAUAUGUAUCUGACCUACUGCGACGAUCUGUAUCAACAACAUACUAAUCAUCAACAUGGAGAAAUGGAAUUACUGGGUAUUGAAUUUGUUAAUGAUUCCAUUACAGGUGAUUUGAAGGUUGUUGUUGGAUGUCAAGAUGCUGGUGUUUUGAUGUGGGAUGUUAAUGCUGUUACGAGACGUAGUAUUGGAAGUUUUGAAUUUGUUUAG
Messenger RNA from Lodderomyces orthopsilosis Co 90-125, 1992 nucleotides. RefSeq lists its product as uncharacterized. The coding region runs from base 1 to 1992 and encodes 663 amino acids. The record is from RefSeq and is a predicted model, not a curated record. The transcript has a single exon. Gene Ontology annotation, molecular function: protein binding. Lineage: Eukaryota; Fungi; Ascomycota; Pichiomycetes; Serinales; Debaryomycetaceae.